Molecule: messenger RNA, 1443 nt
Organism: Camarhynchus parvulus
Lineage: Eukaryota; Metazoa; Chordata; Aves; Passeriformes; Thraupidae
Product: eukaryotic initiation factor 4A-I-like
Biological process (GO): cytoplasmic translational initiation
Cellular component (GO): cytoplasmic stress granule
Molecular function (GO): translation initiation factor activity; ATP binding
Source: RefSeq, a predicted model, not a curated record
GGGGGGAGGCGCGGCCUGGGCCCUUUUAAGGCGGCGCCGGGCGGGGGAGGCCCGAGCGGAGCGCGGAGAUGUCGGCGAGUCACGACAGUCGAUCUCGCGAGAGCGGCCCCGAGGGGAUGGAGCCGGACGGGGUCAUCGAGAGCAACUGGCACGAGGUGGUGGACAGCUUCGACGAGAUGAACCUGUCGGACGGCGCUUGCCGCUGCCUCGGGAUCUACGCGUAUAGCCAGCCCGACCAUCCAGAAGCAUUGCCCUGCAUCAAAGGCUAUGACGUCAUCGCGCAGGCGCAGUCCGGCACAGGUAAAACCGCCACCUUCGCCAUCUCCAUCCUGCAGCAGGUGGAGCUCGAGCUCAAGGCCACGCAGGCGCUGGUGCUGGCGCCCACCCGCGAGCUGGCGCAGCAGAUCCAGAAGGUGGUGAUGGCGCUCGGGGACUACAUGGGCGCCUCGUGCCACGCGUGCAUCGGCGGCACCAACGUGCGGGCCGAGGUGCAGAAGCUGCAGCUGGAGGCGCCGCACGUGGUGGUGGGGACGCCGGGCCGCGUCUUCGACAUGCUCAACCGGCGCUACCUGUCCCCAAAAUUCAUCAAGAUGUUCGUUCUGGACGAGGCUGACGAGAUGCUGAGCCGCGGCUUCAAGGAUCAGAUCUACGACAUUUUCCAGAAGCUGAGCGGGAACACGCAGGUGGUUCUGCUGUCGGCCACGAUGCCGCUGGACGUGCUGGAGGUCACCAAGAAGUUCAUGCGGGACCCGAUCCGGAUCCUGGUCAAGAAGGAGGAGCUGACCCUGGAGGGGAUCCGGCAGUUCUACAUCAACGUCGAGCGGGAGGAGUGGAAGCUGGACACGCUGUGUGACCUGUACGAGACGCUGACCAUCACCCAGGCCGUCAUCUUCAUCAACACGCGGCGCAAGGUGGACUGGCUGACGGAGAAAAUGCACGCCCGGGACUUCACCGUGUCCGCAAUGCACGGGGACAUGGACCAGAAGGAGCGUGACGUCAUCAUGCGGGAGUUCCGCUCGGGCUCCAGCCGCGUGCUCAUCACCACGGACCUGCUGGCGCGCGGCAUCGACGUGCAGCAGGUGUCGCUGGUGAUCAACUACGACCUGCCCACCAACCGCGAGAACUACAUCCACAGGAUCGGCCGCGGCGGCCGCUUUGGCCGCAAGGGCGUGGCCAUCAACAUGGUGACCGAGGAGGACAAACGGACGCUGCGGGACAUCGAGACGUUCUACAACACGGCCAUCGAGGAGAUGCCGCUCAACGUGGCCGACCUCAUUUGAAUGCGCCGGCCCCGCCCACAACGCCCCUCCCCCGCCACGAAGCUCCUCCCCCUUUUUUCCCGCCAUUUUUUUCCGUUAUUUUUUUCUAAAUUUUUGUUCCCUUUUUCCGGUUUUUUUUCUGAAUUUCUUUUCCCAUUUUUGGUCAGAUUUUUUUUUUUCCCCA